Lates calcarifer (barramundi perch) is the source of this 2314-nucleotide messenger RNA. It is a transcript of the gene zbtb26, whose product is annotated as zinc finger and BTB domain containing 26. Gene Ontology annotation, biological process: regulation of transcription by RNA polymerase II. Lineage: Eukaryota; Metazoa; Chordata; Actinopteri; Centropomidae. The transcript is spliced from 2 exons. Gene Ontology annotation, molecular function: DNA-binding transcription factor activity, RNA polymerase II-specific; protein binding; RNA polymerase II cis-regulatory region sequence-specific DNA binding. The coding region runs from base 89 to 1552 and encodes 487 amino acids. Gene Ontology annotation, cellular component: nucleus. The record is from RefSeq and is a predicted model, not a curated record.
GCACGCUGCAAUAAAAUCGAAUCUGUUCAUAUUGGUGAGUAGGAGUAGAGGGGAGAGUGUGUGAGGUGCAUUUGUACUGGGCCUUUAAAUGGAUUUUGCAUCCGGAGCAGCUUCUCCUUAUCCCCGGACAGACACAGGUCAGUGUCCCACCGAUAACAAACCUUCUAUAACGGGUUUGUUUACACGAGCUAACAGGUGCAGUGCUGCUGCUGGCCUUCAGUUCACUAUGGCCCAGAACCAGGUGAUCCUGCAGUUUCGAUUCGCCACGUUUGGGGACUCCAUGCUGCAGAAGAUGAACCUCUUACGACACCAGAGACGCUUCUGUGAUGUCACUGUGCGCAUCAACCAGCUGGAGGUCCCUGGUCAUAAAGUGGUUUUUGCUGCUGGCUCUUCUUUUUUGAGAGACCAGUUCAUCCUUCAGCAGGACUCCAGGGAGGUCCAGAUCUCCAUGAUCCAGGAGGCAGAGGUGGGCCGGCAGCUGCUGCUGUCCUGUUACACAGGCCAGCUGGAGUUUCCAGAGCUGGAGCUGGUGCAUUACCUAACAGUGGCCAGCUUCCUUCAAAUGGGCCACAUUGUGGAGCAGUGCACGCAGGCCCUCAGCAAGUUCAUUAAACCUCAGGCUGCACGCCAGCUGGAGGUAAAUGUGGAUAUGAGGAAGGAGAAGAAGGAGGAGGGAUUAUCCUCCCAGGCCCAGAGAGAGCAGGAGCGCUCUCAGGUGCGGACUGUCCAUCAGGAGGAGGAGGAGGAGGUGGAGCAGGUUGAGGACGACAACAAUGGUGAUGAUGAUGAUGAUGAUGACGACGACGACGACGAUGACGAUGAUGAUGUCAUUAUACAGCCUAAGUCCCCUCUCCAGAUUUUGAGCAGACGCCCAAGGCAGGGUGCAGUGGAGAAUGACAUCACUAUAGUAAAGGUGGAGUCUGUGUCUGAUGUAGCAGAAAAUUCCAUCACCGGUCACUUCCCCACCAGCCCUCCUGCUGCCCUCCACUCGCCAGAGCCCCAGCAUUCGCUCAUCAACUCCACUGUGGACAGUCGCAGCAGUGAGAUGCCGGUUCCACCUGGCAUGGCCGGAUACCCGCUCACCCCGCCUCCACCGUCCCCUCCUGCAGAGAAACACAGCGCACACCAGAGGAACUAUGACAAGCCUCUGCAGUGGUACCACCAGUGCCCAAAGUGCGCCCGGGUCUUCCGUCAGCUGGAGAACUAUGCCAACCACCUCAAAAUGCACAAACUCUUCAUGUGCCUCCUGUGCGGAAAGACUUUCACACAAAAAGGCAAUCUGCACCGACACAUGCGCGUCCACGCUGGCAUCAAGCCCUUCCAGUGUAAAAUCUGUGGUAAGACCUUCACACAGAAGUGCUCUUUGCUGGAUCACCUUAACCUGCACAGUGGGGACAAGCCCCACCGCUGCAACUACUGUGACAUGGUGUUUGCUCAUAAGCCGGUUCUUCGCAAGCACCUUAAACAGAUCCACGGGAAGAACAGCUUUGACAACGCAAAUGAAGGCAACCUGCACGAAGGGGGGCUUGACUUUGACUUUGGACGAAUAUGAAAUCUGUGGACCAUUUUUUAGAAGAUAUAUACCAUCAGUUAUUUAAAUGGGCAUGAUGCAGAUUUUCUCUCAGAUGGGACAUUACUCAAAUGAGUCAUCGUAAAUGUAACAGUUAAAGAAACUGACACAGUUUAUGUGAAGCCAGAGCAUGAAGCCAAUGAUUGCAUUAUAAAGUGAGUGAAUGUGAUGGCUGGUUUCAGUGUCAGCCUCAUUUUGAUGGCUUAAACUGGACAACAUAAACAUGAAAGGUGAAGCUUUCCUGCUCUUCAUUUCAUUGUAGCUUCAUUACUGUGGACUAUUUUUUUUAUUUUUUAUACAAUACAUUGUAGAUGCCUUCAUAUCAUACUUGAAAAUUCAGCACUGAACCACAAAACAUAAUGACUGUACAUCAUUAGUUUUAUUGAUGAAUUAACAUGUCUUUGUGUCUGAUGUGUCCAAUGAAAAAAAACAUUGCAGAAUGAAAAAUAUUCAUUUGUAUAUUGUGUAUACAGUCUACUGUAGGCUCUCUGUCUUACCUGUGUGAAUAUGACAACAUCGACGUCAUAAGUCAAAGAAACUUGAAAGAGGGUGGGUAUAAAAAUACUUAAUUGAAGGCAAGCUACACCAGUGACAAAUAGGAUGCCAAAGUGUUUUGUGAACUGAAAUGGUUCUUUUAUACAGACUUUAUAUCUGAGGUACUAUUGGACCAAAGUGACAAUGUAUCUGUCCUGUGUUCAUGAAAGUCAGUGUGUGUUGUGAAAUUAAAACCUGACUCUUAGCCAA